This is a messenger RNA of Daphnia magna, 1289 nucleotides long. RefSeq lists its product as uncharacterized. NCBI's taxonomy places the organism in Eukaryota, Metazoa, Arthropoda, Branchiopoda, Diplostraca, Daphniidae. The coding region runs from base 283 to 1074 and encodes 263 amino acids. The record is from RefSeq and is a predicted model, not a curated record. The transcript is spliced from 2 exons.
AGUUUCCGCUCUCUACCACCGCUAGUGCUGCACUGAUGCAAAGCUAGGGGCAUGCAUGUUUGUGAAAAUUGAAUUUGAAUACUGGGUUUACCGCCUAUAUGGUUGGCUUUCCUUGAGGUUUAACACAUUGAGAGUUUUACGCGGGAUACUGAUCUAGAAGAUAAAAACACGUUACUUUUUUGCAGUAACUUGUUUAAACGCAUACUAAACAUUUGCCUUAAGAGAGCGUGUCAUCACUUGUAUGUGAGCCAUUAACCCUGGUUCAUUGAAUCACUUCUGAACAUGGAUGCAGGUUCUCCCCUUCAUGUCAGUAUCUUUAAACAGCCUAAGCCAGGCUCUAGGAAGAGACCUUUUAGUGUUGCUAACAGCAGCAUAUUGACAGAAUACUCAGCUGAGAACUCUGAAGAUUACAACAUUCUUUCCUCUUUAGGAAUGAAGGAUCGAGAUAUUUUCCAGAGCACUGAGAGCACCAAUCUCUUACUGAAACAUGACAGUGAAGCAAUAGAAAAUGUAAAAGUCUCCACAGGCUCAAUUGCUGGUCAUUCACCAUACUUCAGUGUGAAUACCACCCCAAAAAAAACAGUAGCACAGGAUAUACAGGGAGACAAACCAACAGAUAAAGAUUUUGAACCAAAAACCCCCUCCAACCAUCUCACCAUUUCAAACGAGCAAUUGCCUCCAAUACAACUCCCCUCAGAGCCCUUCAUCAAGUCAGACAUUGAGGAAAGAAACAAACCACGAAAAUUAAGACCAGUUGGGGAAUUCACAGUGACUUCUUUGGAUAAAGAAUAUCAAGAGAUAAUGGAUUUUCUGAAGCAAGAGAGAGAGCAAGACCAACUACUCUUUCUGAAAUGCUCUGAAGCCCUACGGAAUAAGACUGAAAGCAUCAUCGAGAACUUGGAAAGUACGAUUAAGGCUCGUUACCAAACUAUCGAUGAAAAUUUGCGUUCAGUCAUACAUGAAUUUGAGAAGGAGUGGGAGACUUGUAGAAAACUGGAAGAAGAAUUUAGUACUUUGAGGAAUCAGAUAUCUUCAAUAAUGAACAACAUUUUGCAAGACCCUGGCUUGGAAUAAGAAGGAUGUUGUAUCUGGUAUCCGGAACAGCAAAUUUUCGUUUGCGCAUUUUUAUAGGUUUCCGCCUCUCGCAGGUCGACCAUAGAUCAAUAGUUUCAUGUUGUCCUUAAAAAUUUUUCUUUCACGUAUACGUUUUUGGUUCUUGGAAAUGUGGGAAAAUCUGCAGUUUGUUUUUUUUGAGAAUGGAGAAGUUAGAUAAAAAUGUUCUUACUUUA